Molecule: messenger RNA, 30827 nt
Organism: Coregonus sp. 'balchen'
Lineage: Eukaryota; Metazoa; Chordata; Actinopteri; Salmoniformes; Salmonidae
Source: the annotation of a GenBank genome assembly
AAACACUAUAAGAGGGUCCUGGCCAGCACCGUCACCAUCCAGAAGAACUACAGGGCUCACUUCUGGAGACGCGUGUUCCUGCGGCUCCGCACUGCAGCUGUCGUUCUCCAGAAACACCAACGUGGUCGGCUGGCCCGAGGCCUCUACCGCCAGCUCUCUGAGGAGAAGAGGAGGAGAGAGGAGGAGGAGAGAAGACAGAGGGAGGAGGAGAAGAGGAGGCUGGAAGAGGAGAUGAGACGAGAGGAGGAGGAGCGGAGGAGGAGAGAGGAAGAGGAGGAGGAAGAGAAACGGAGGGUGUUAGACCUGGAGGAGUUGAGGAGGAAGGAGGAGGAAAGACUGAGACUACAACAGGAGCAGGAAGCACUGAGGAGAAAAGAGGAGGAGCUUAGCAACAGACAGGAAGAGAAGAAGAACACUACAGCUAACAACAGGUACACCAACCAACACUGGUACUGUACUGUCAGCCAAUCACAAUCUCCCCCUGUCAGCCAAUGACAAUCUCCCCCUGUCAGCCAACAACACAUUGCUUUGUCUGCAAUACUGUCUUGAAUCUCCCCGUCUAAUCAUGUUCUUUCUCUUCUUCUCUCCAUUUAGGAACUCCCUGGGGAUGGAUUAUCUUGCUCCCCAUAAGGAGGUGUACCAUAAGGAGGUGUCCCUGUCCCACUCCCUGCACCCCCACACCUCAGAGGAGGAGUCCCGUCAGAUGGAGGAGAUCCUCCGGCUGGAGAAGGAGAUCGAGAGGCUGCAGCGCCAGAGGGAGGACGGGGUGUCCAUGUUAGGGGACGGCCUGGAAGGGAGCAGGGAGGAGCUCCGGCAGAGGAGGGACGCAGAGAUCUACAGGCUGGAGAAGGAGGCGUCUCGCGUUGCCACCGAGUUCCUGGAGCUCCUGGACUUUGGGGGUCUGGAACAGUGUCUGUCCAGCGAGGAGAACCUCCACGACCCCUCAGAGAGCACCACUCCCCUGGCCCGGGCCGAGGAGGUGGAGGAGUGUCCCAGUAGUGGUAUCCCCCUCCCUGACUUCCCUCUCCCUGCGGAGGUCCCUCUGGACCAGGAGCUGUUCUCCUCCCUCCCUCCCCCUCCUCCGGCCUUCGCUGAGGGUCUGGUAGCAAAGGCCCUGGCCCUCUCCCAGACCCCCUGUUGCCCCCCUGUUUACUCCCCUCUCACCUCCUAUGGUUCUAGUGCCCCUACACACCACCCUGCUCAUCCACCUCCUCUCCCUGCCCUCACCACCGGAGGAGGUAAAGCUUUGUGCCACCAACCCACCAGGAGAACAGAGGUGGCUCCAGACACCAACAGAGCACCCAGGAGAGGAGAGGUUAUACCCAACAGACCCUGCGCCAGGGUCGAUGUUAUGCCCACCGGGGUAGACGUUACUCCCACCACAGUACCUGAGGCUGUGCCAGUGAGAAGAGCAGGCAUAGUGCCCUCUAGAGGGGGGGCCAGGGAGGCCGGGGAGGCCAGGGAGGCCAGGGAGGCCGGGGAGGCCAGGGAGGCCAGGGAGGCCAGGGAGGCCGGGGAGGCCGGGGAGGCCGGGGAGGCCAGGGAGGCCGGGGCCAGGGAGGAUCUCCUUCAGCAUCCUACCAGACACAGAGUCAGACUAUGACCAGGAGGAGUUUGAGGAGGUGCAGGGGAGUACUGGCUCGGGAGACGCAGCCAGUAUCACGGACGGACAUGCUACUGAUGAGGAGGUGCUGAGGAAAUCAUCCUGUACUCAGAACAGCCUGGACUCCUUCAGAGGCAGCUCAGACUCUGUGAGUACUAGCGUGUUUACAUACUACACACUAGAUACUACAUACUGCAGCCCGGACUCCUUCAGAGGCAGCUGUACUGCGUUUAUAUUUUAGUCAUUUAGCAGACGCUCUUUUGGAGAUUGAUAUGCUGAAACAGUUCUACAAACUGAAAGAGUUAGAAGAGCGUUUUCCUUGAGCUUUUUUAGCCCACUCUGAUGGGGUGUUACAAGACAACGGAUUGGCCCCAGCCUUGUAUUGGCCCCAGCCUUGUAUUGGCCCCAGCCUUGUAUUGGCCCCAGCCUUGUAUUGGCCCCAGCCUUGUAUUGGCCCCAGCCUUGUAUUGGCCCCAGCCUUGUAUUGGCCCCAGCCUUGUAUUGGCCCCAGUACUCCUGUCUAUCUACAGCACAUAGAUAUGUUGGAUAUAAGUGCAUCCUUCUACAGCAUGUGUUUCACAGAACACAUCGCUCCCAGUCAUAUUGUUCUGGCUUGACGUGCUACAGCUAGAGCUGUUGUGGUGACCGUAUUACCGACACAAUCACGAGUCAUGGCAGCAGUCAAAUUCCACGUGACCUUCAGUCACAGUAAUCUCCUUUUCUGCACUCUAGACAUGCUUUGGCAGUACCUAACUUGCUAACUACCAUCCGAUCCUAAAGGCCUGGUACUCAGAGCUCUAUUGACCCUCUACCCAUCCGAUCCUAAAGGCCUGGUACUCAGGGCUCUAUUGACCCUCUACCUCUGACAGCAAUGCAAAUACAAUCGAAAAUCACUUCAAAUGCUUAUCAAAACAGUAGGCCUAUCAUACUUUUAAAACUCACCUCACUGUGAUGAUCAAUUUGAAGAAAGAAGUUCAACAGCAGGUUGAAACAGUGUAAAACAUGGUUGUUGUGGAUGUUGUUUCAAAGCCUAACAAUGAAAUGGACAGCGCUUUCUAAGGUGAUGAUUCAUUCAAAACACCCUUAUGGAUAUUACAGCUUAUGCAUAAGCAAGGGCCUGUAUUUGAGCCCAAGCCCAAAAAACCUGAAUUAAAAUUAUGAUUGUGCUGUUAUUAUGAUUGUGCUGUUAUACAAUACAUAGCCUACUGCAUAUUACACGAAAAACAUAAAACAGAACUGAUUUAAGAUGUCUUUGGUACAUAUUUGGUGUAGCAUAGGGAACUGCCCCCCCCCCCCCCCCCAAGUCAGGAUGAUAGAAUAAUACAACAGGUGCAAUUUCUAAAUGUGGUUGCAUCAGCAGUCACUCAAUUAGCCCUUUUUUUUUUUUUGAUUGGUAAGUUAGUCUAGCGGCCAGCUAUGUAAACUUGUAGUAAGCAUGGUCGAAUUACCGACCGGGGUGGGGCCCAUUUAUCAUCAGUUAUCAUAUUAAAAACUGCAAACAUUUGCCUCCACCCUAUGGCAAAAUGUGUAGAAUUGCAGGAAAUUAACUUUAAAACUGAAAAUGUUUCUCUUCCAUGUCACGAGGGGGGCCGCUAAAAUGUUUUGCUCGCAAGAUGGUGGUAUGGAUGUGGGUACGCAGACGAUGCUGUUGGUUCGUUGAUUGUGCAGGCCGGCUUACAGUUAGCCUACAAUUAUAGUGAAUUUGUAUUUGAUUUUGAAUAGCCUAGUAAUAGGGAAUUUAUAUUUUCAUAAUAAAUUGGAUGACACAUUAACUUUAACUAUACAGUACCAUGUGUUUCCAUCUCUUCCCCUCUCUCCUUCAUUCCUAUCUCCAGCGCGCACAGAGAGGGGCUGACAACAGUUAAAUGAAAUAUGUUUCGUUAUGAAAACAUUUUCAAAAAUGAAGCACAGGAACAGGGUUUUUGUGGAAUAUCACCUGUGGGGCAGGGUGGUCAUGCUCCUCCAACAGAGGUUGAUGUGUGGAGUGAAAUAAGUGUUCUUAUAUUUAUUAUCAGCUGCUCAUAUUAAGCACAUUCUCCGCUAUAAAACCGAAGUAGCCUACAAAAUGGACCCACGGGAAAGCAGCCUCCAUUCCCUAUUCUAGAUUAUAUGUAUUUUCUUUUCAUUCUAAGGGUUGUAUUAUUACAACUAUAAAACCGAAGUAGCCUCACUGAAAAACAGGCCGGCAGGAAUAUUAUUUAUAUUUUAUUCAGCUCAAUUCUAUUCUUCUUACUAUAAAAUCAUAUAUAAUAAAAUAAUGUCAUGGAUUUAUAAGCGUAUCUUGUCUGCUAAAUGAACAAGCCUACAGCCUAUGGCAUGGCGCAUAGACAUAACAUACAGUAGACCAACUCAUAUUCUGUUCUCCUGAAAUACAUUUUCUUCAUAUAAUGUUUCUUUAGACCUGACUAAAAUAAAUAAUGGAUUAAUUGUGAUGGUGUAUAUUAAAUUGGUUUAUUAGACUUUUCCACAGCCCUAAACUACAGCACGUUAAAGCACCCCUCUUGAUGUACUACAGCACAUGUUAAAGCAUGUAUCCCCUGUUAUCUAUAAUAGGAUGAGUUACUGUGGAAUACUUUAGCGGUGUGUACGUCUGUCUGUGGAUCACUGCCCAGAUACUGUCAGUCAGUUUGUCAGGGAGACGCUGAGAACUGGGAAGAAACACUGGCAACUCAGCAGAAUGGUUGAGGAAGGAUAGGAAGGAGGAUAGAUGGAGGGGAGGGUAGAGAGAGAGAGAGAGAUAUACGUAGAGAGAGAUAGCGUAGAUAGAUAGAGCGUCUCGAUCUCCUCUCUCUCUCUCUCUCUCUCUCGAGCCUUUUCCCCUUUUUUUUUUUUUUUUUUUUUUUCCCCCCCCCCCCCCCCCCCCCCCAAAAAAAAGGGAAAAGAGGGGUUUUAAAUUGGGGCAACUAUUCAGCAAAAUAAAGGAGCGGGUUUUAUUAAAGUCUCAGUCAUUCAUGGCUCUCAAUUCUUUCCCCAUUCUACUAGAAACCGUUCCCCUUGAAUCUCGGGUGGCGAAAAGUAUCCCUAUGGGUCAAAAAAAUUAUCCAUUAAUACAAAAUGAUAGACCUUUUGCAAAUAUACCUUUUGUGGCCCGGGCCCAGAUCUGUAAACCCUAACGAACCAACAUCCCCAGCUUGGUCCCCGAUCUGUAAACAUCCUUACAGAACCAUACUAUCCUAGCCUGGUCCCAGAUCUGUAACAUCCCUAACAGAACAUACUAUCCUAGCCUGGUCCCAGAUCUGUAACACCCUAACAGAACCAUAACCUUACAAUGUGGUCCAGAUCUGGUAAAGCAUGCUUAUAAGACAUACACACUAUCCUACCUGGUCCCAGAUCUGUUACUCACUAACAAAACCAUACUAUCCUACCUGGUCCCAGAUCUGUAACAUCACUAACAGAACCCAUACUAUCCUAUAUCAGAUCUGUUUGUGCUCAGGCUAGACAUUUAGCUGUGUAAUAAUAUGUCUAUGUAUGUGAUGUUCAGUUUAUAGACAGUGACACAAGCAGCACCGAUGGUUACGUGGACACAGACGAGGAGGUGUCCAAUGGCAGGGUGAACCUACUGAGCGGCUCUGGGCCUCCAUACUUCCACAGCUACCUCUACAUGAAGGGUGAGUACUGGGCCUCCAUACUUCCACAGCUACCUCUACAUGAAGGGUGAGUACAUUCACCAAUGGUACCCUAUUCCAUAUAGUGCACUACUCUUGACCAGGGCCCAUAGGGUCAAAAGAUGUGCACUAUAUAGGGGAUAGGGUGCCAUUUGAGACAGAUCCUAGAUUUACCAGACCACUGGUCGACAGGCAUGUUACAGGCACCUGUUAUGUUGUAGUGCACAGGGAGUCUAGCAGGCUUCUGUCUUAUCAAUCAAUUUUUCAAUCAAUUUUAUUUUAUAUAGCCCUUCUUACAUCAGCUAAUAUCUCGAAGUGCUGUACAGAAACCCAGCCUAAAACCCCAAACAGCUAGUAAUGCAGGUGUAGAAGCACGGUGGCUAGGAAAAACUCCCUAGAAAGGCAAAACCUAGGAAGAAACCUAGAGAGGAACCAGGCUAUGAGGGGUGGCCAGUCCUCUUCUGGCUGUGCCGGGUGGAGAUUAUAACAGAACCAUGCCAAGAUGUUCAAAAAUGUUCAUAAGUGACAAGCAUGGUCAAAUAAUAAUCAGGAAUAAAUCUCAGUUGGCUUUUCAUAGCCGAUCAUUAGAGUUUAAAACAGCAGGUCUGGGACAGGUAGGGGUUCCAUAACCGCAGGCAGAACAGUUUAAACUGGAAUAGCAGCAAGGCCAGGCGGACUGGGGACAGCAAGGAGUCACCACGGCCGGUAGUCCCGACGUAUGGUCCUAGGGCUCAGGUCUCUCAGUUGGCUUUUCAUAGCCGAUCAUUUAGAGUUGAAAACAGCAGGUCUGGGACAGGUAGGGGUUUCGUAGCCGCAGGCAGAACAGUUGAAACUGGAAUAGCAGCAAGGCCAGGCGGACUGGGGAUAGCAAGGUGUCAUCAUGCCCGGUAGUCCUGACGUAUGGUCCUAGGGCUCAGGUUCUCAGAGAGAAAGAGAGAACGAGAGAAUUAGAGAGAGCAUACUUAAAUUCACACAGGACACUGGAUAAGACAGGAGAAGUACUCCAGGUAUAACCAACUAACCCCAGCCCCCCGACACAUAAACUACUGCAGCAUAAAUACUGGAGGCUGAGACAGGAGCGGUCCGGAGACACUGUGGCCCCAUCCGAAGAAACCCCCGAUUCUGAUAUGAUUCCGAUAUGAUAUGAUUCCGAUAUGAUUCUCUAUAAGCGUAUGAUUGUCUUUCCUUAAACAAUCUAGCUUUACAUUCAAUAGAAAAUUAAUCGUCAUUGAUCGUCAUGGGUGUGCACUCAGAUAGGAGAAGCUUCUCCUCUAGAGGAGGAGAGAGAGAGAGAGAAUAGAGAGUCGAAGAGAGAGAGAGCGAGGAGAGAUUGAGCGAAAGAUUAGCGGAAGCGAGAUCGGGAAAAGCGCUUAGAGACAUCGAGACUCCUAUCUCUCUUUCUCUCUCCCACUCUCUCUUUCUCUCUCCCCUCUCUCUCUCUCUCUCUCUCUCUCUCUCUCUCUCUCUCUCUCUCUCUCUCUCUCUCUCACUCAAUUCAGUUCAAUUUAAUACACUUUAUUGGCAUGGAAAGUUAACUUUCCAUUCCAAACUUCCAUUGCCAAAGUAAACAUAUAACAAAGAUGGUGGAACAAGAGGUAAUAAGACAAUCUCUCUCCCAGGUGGUCUGAUGAUCCCGUGGAGACGGAGGUGGUGUGUGUUAAAGGAUGAGGUCUUCAUGUGGUUCAGGGCUAAGCAGGACAGUCUGAAGAGUGGCUGGCUGUAUAAGAAGGGAGGUGGCAUGUCCACUCUGUCCAGAAGGAACUGGAAGCAGCGCUGGUUCGUACUGAGAGAAGAUAAACUCAUGUACUUUGAGAACGACAGCGAGGAGAAACUGAAGGGGACCAUCGACAUCCGCUCUGCCAAGUAAGAACCUGGGCUGUGUCCCAAAUAGCACCCUAUUCCAUAUGUAGUGCACUACUUUAGACCAGGGCCCAUAGUGCUCCUGCACCCUAUUCCCUAUGUAGUGCACUACUUUAGACCAGGGCCCAUAGUGCUCCUGCACCCUAUUCCCUAUGUAGUGCACUACUUUAGACCAGGGCCCAUAGUGCUCCUGCACCCUAUUCCCUAUGUAGUGCACUACUUUAGACCAGGGCCCAUAGUGCUCCUGCACCCUAUUCCCUAUGUAGUGCACUACUUUUGAUGCUAUAGGCCUUUGUCAAAGAUAGUGCACUGUCUAGGUAAUAGGGUUCCGUUUGGACGCAAACCUGGUGUGACCUUUGGCCUACUGCAGCUGACCUCAUUUCCUAUUCCUGAUGGCAGUCCUCUCCAAUGCCUACUCCCUGUCUCUAACCUGUGGUGUCCCCAUCCCACUGUCUACAGGGACAUAGUGGAUAACCUGUCUCUAACCUGUGGUGUCCCCAUCCCACUGUCUACAGGGACAUAGUGGAUAACCUGUCUCUAACCUGUGGUGUCCCCAUCCCACUGUCUACAGGGACAUAGUGGAUAACCUGUCUCUAACCUGUGGUGUCCCCAUCCCACUGUCUACAGGGACAUAGUGGAUAACCUGUCUCUAACCUGUGGUGUCCCCAUCCCACUGUCUACAGGGACAUAGUGGAUAACCUGUCUCUAACCUGUGGUGUCCCCAUCCCACUGUCUACAGGGACAUAGUGGAUAACCUGUCUCUAACCUGUGGUGUCCCCAUCCCACUGUCUACAGGGACAUAGUGGAUAACCUGUCUCUAACCUGUGGUCCCAUCCCACUGUCUACAGGGACAUAGUGGAUAACCUGUCUCUAACCUGUGGUGUCCCCAUCCCACUGUCUACAGGGACAUAGUGGAUAACCUGUCUCUAACCUGUGGUGUCCCAUCCCACUGUCUACAGGGACAUAGUGGAUAACCUGUCUCUAACCUGUGGUGUCCCCAUCCCACUGUCUACAGGGACAUAGUGGAUAACCUGUCUCUAACCUGUGGUCCCAUCCCACUGUCUACAGGGACAUAGUGGAUAACCUGUCUCUAACCUGUGGUCCCAUCCCACUGUCUACAGGGACAUAGUGGAUAACCUGUCUCUAACCUGUGGUGUCCCCAUCCCACUGUCUACAGGGACAUAGUGGAUAACCUGUCUCUAACCUGUGGUGUCCCCAUCCCACUGUCUACAGGGACAUAGUGGAUAACCUGUCUCUAACCUGUGGUGUCCCCAUCCCACUGUCUACAGGGACAUAGUGGAUAACCUGUCUCUAACCUGUGGUGUCCCCAUCCCACUGUCUACAGGGACAUAGUGGAUAACCUGUCUCUAACCUGUGGUGUCCCCAUCCCACUGUCUACAGGGACAUAGUGGAUAACCUGUCUCUAACCUGUGGUGUCCCCAUCCCACUGUCUACAGGGACAUAGUGGAUAACCUGUCUCUAACCUGUGGUGUCCCCAUCCCACUGUCUACAGGGACAUAGUGGAUAACCUGUCUCUAACCUGUGGUGUCCCCAUCCCACUGUCUACAGGGACAUAGUGGAUAACCUGUCUCUAACCUGUGGUGUCCCCAUCCCACUGUCUACAGGGACAUAGUGGAUAACCUGUCUCUAACCUGUGGUGUCCCCAUCCCACUGUCUACAGGGACAUAGUGGAUAACCUGUCUCUAACCUGUGGUGUCCCCAUCCCACUGUCUACAGGGACAUAGUGGAUAACCUGUCUCUAACCUGUGGUGUCCCCAUCCCACUGUCUACAGGGACAUAGUGGAUAACCUGUCUCUAACCUGUGGUGUCCCCAUCCCACUGUCUACAGGGACAUAGUGGAUAACCUGUCUCUAACCUGUGGUGUCCCCAUCCCACUGUCUACAGGGACAUAGUGGAUAACCUGUCUCUAACCUGUGGUGUCCCCAUCCCACUGUCUACAGGGACAUAGUGGAUAACCUGUCUCUAACCUGUGGUGUCCCCAUCCCACUGUCUACAGGGACAUAGUGGAUAACCUGUCUCUAACCUGUGGUGUCCCCAUCCCACUGUCUACAGGGACAUAGUGGAUAACCUGUCUCUAACCUGUGGUGUCCCCAUCCCACUGUCUACAGGGACAUAGUGGAUAACCUGUCUCUAACCUGUGGUGUCCCCAUCCCACUGUCUACAGGGACAUAGUGGAUAACCAUGCGAAGGAGAAUGCUCUGAACAUCGUGACUGAAGAGAGAACCUACCACAUCUAUGCAGAGACUCCUGAAGACGCCAGGUAGGUUCAGAGACUCCUGAAGACGCCAGGUAGGUUCAGAGACUCCUGAAGACGCCAGGUAGGUGCAGAGACUCCUGAAGACGCCAGGUAGGUUCAGAGACUCCUGAAGACGCCAGGUAGGUUCAGAGACUCCUGAAGACGCCAGGUAGGUUCAGAGACUCCUGAAGACGCCAGGUAGGUUCAGAGACUCCUGAAGACGCCAGGUAGGUUCAGAGACUCCUGAAGACGCCAGGUAGGUUCAGAGACUCCUGAAGACGCCAGGUAGGUUCAGAGACUCCUGAAGACGCCAGGUAGGUUCAGAGACUCCUGAAGACGCCAGGUAGGUUCAGAGACUCCUGAAGACGCCAGGUAGGUUCAGAGACUCCUGAAGACGCCAGGUAGGUUCAGAGACUCCUGAAGACGCCAGGUAGGUUCAGAGACUCCUGAAGACGCCAGGUAGGUUCAGAGACUCCUGAAGACGCCAGGUAGGUUCAGAGACUCCUGAAGACGCCAGGUAGGUUCAGAGACUCCUGAAGACGCCAGGUAGGUUCAGAGACUCCUGAAGACGCCAGGUAGGUUCAGAGACUCCUGAAGACGCCAGGGUAGGUUCAGAGACUCCUGAAGACGCCAGGUAGGUUCAGAGAGUCCUGAAGACGCCAGGUAGGUUCAGAGAGUCCUGAAGACGCCAGGUAGGUUCAGAGACUCCUGAAGACGCCAGGUAGGUUCAGAGACUCCUGAAGACGCCAGGUAGGUUCAGAGACUCCUGAAGACGCCAGGUAGGUUCAGAGACUCCUGAAGACGCCAGGUAGGUUCAGAGACUCCUGAAGACGCCAGGUAGGUUCAGAGGACUCCUGAAGACGCCAGGUAGGUUCAGAGACUCCUGAAGACGCCAGGUAGGUUCAGAGACUCCUGAAGACGCCAGGUAGGUUCAGAGACUCCUGAAGACGCCAGGUAGGUUCAGAGACUCCUGAAGACGCCAGGUAGGUUCAGAGACUCCUGAAGACGCCAGGUAGGUUCAGAGACUCCUGAAGACGCCAGGUAGGUUCAGAGACUCCUGAAGACGCCAGGUAGGUUCAGAGACUCCUGAAGACGCCAGGUAGGUUCAGAGACUCCUGAAGACGCCAGGUAGGUUCAGAGACUCCUGAAGACGCCAGGUAGGUUCAGAGACUCCUGAAGACGCCAGGUAGGUUCAGAGACUCCUGAAGACGCCAGGUAGGUUCAGAGACUCCUGAAGACGCCAGGUAGGUUCAGAGACUCCUGAAGACGCCAGGUAGGUUCAGAGACUCCUGAAGACGCCAGGUAGGUUCAGAGACUCCUGAAGACGCCAGGUAGGUUCAGAGACUCCUGAAGACGCCAGGUAGGUUCAGAGACUCCUGAAGACGCCAGGUAGGUUCAGAGACUCCUGAAGACGCCAGGUAGGUUCAGAGACUCCUGAAGACGCCAGGUAGGUUCAGAGACUCCUGAAGACGCCAGGUAGGUUCAGAGACUCCUGAAGACGACCAGGUAGGUCAGAGCCUACCUGAAGACGCCAGGUAGGUUCAGAGACUCCUGAAGACGCCAGGUAUGGUUUCAGAAGAACUCCUGAAGACGCCAGGUAUGUUCAGAGACUCCUGAAGACGCCAGGUAGGUUCAGACUACGACAGCACACCGGCAGUCAUGAUUCAUUACCGCAGUAAAAUUCUACAUGACUGUUGAGUCACGGUAAUCUCCUCGUAGCCUACCCAACUCACUAACUACCAUCAGGUCCUGAUGGCCUGGGACUCAGGGCUCUAUUGGCCCUCUGACCAUCAGGUCCUGAUGGCCUUGGUACUCAGGGCUCCUAUUGGGCCCUCUGACCAUCAGGUCCUAAUGGGCCUGGUACUCAGGGAUCUAUUGGCCCCUCUAACCAUCAGGUUCCUAAUGGCCUGGUACUCAGGGCUCUAUUGGCCCUCUAACCAUCAGGUCCUGGAUGGCCAUGGGAACUCAGGGCCUCUAUUGGCCCUCUAACCAUCGGUCCUAAUGGCCUGGGACUCAGGGCUCUAUUGGCCCUCUAACCAUCAGGUCCUAAUGGCCUGGUACUCAGGGCUCUAUUGGCCCUCUAACCAUCAGGUCCUGAUGGCCUGGUACUCAGGGCUCUAUUGGCCCUCUAACCAUCAGGUCCUGAUGGCCUGGUACUCAGGGCCCUAUUGUCCCUCUAACCAUCAGGUCCUGAUGGCCUGGUACUCAGGGCUCUAUUGUCCCUCUAACCAUCUGGUCCUGAUGGCCUGGUACUCAGGGCUAUUGUCCCUCUAACCAUCGGGUCCUAAUGGCCUGGUACUCAGGGCUCUAUUGUCCCUCUAACCAUCAGGUCCUAAUGGCCUGGUACUCAGGGCUCUAUUGUCCCUCUAACCAUCAGGUCCUAAUGGCCUGGUACUCAGGGCUCUAUUGGCCCUCUAACCAUCAGGUCCUAAUGGCCUGGUACUCAGGGCUCUAUUGGCCCUCUAACCAUCAGGUCCUAAUGGCCUGGUACUCAGGGCUCUAUUGUCCCUCUAACCAUCAGGUCCUAAUGGCCUGGUACUCAGGGCUCUAUUGUCCCUCUAACCAUCAGGUCCUAAUGGCCUGGUACUCAGGGCUCUAUUGUCCCUCUAACCAUCAGGUCCUAAUGGCCUGGUACUCAGGGCUCUAUUGUCCCUCUAACCAUCAGGUCCUAAUGGCCUGGUACUCAGGGCUCUAUUGUCCCUCUAACCAUCAGGUCCUAAUGGCCCGGUACUCAGGGCUCUAUUGUCCCUCUGACCACUCUGUCAUCACUACAAAUGCAAUUGAAAAUCAAAUCAAACACAUAAUCAAAACAGUAUGUGAUUGAAGAAAGAUUUGAAGAAAGAACAGUGUAAAACAUGGUUGUUGGGGAUGUUGUUUCAAAGCCUAACAAUGAAAUGGACAGCGCUUUCUAAGGUAAUGAUUCAUUCAAAACACCCUUACGGAUAUUACAGCUUAUGCAUAAGCAAGGGCCUGUAUAUGAGCCCAAGGCCGAAAAAAAAACCUGAAUUAAAAUUAUGUGGCCUCCAUUCGCUUCUCCAGUACAUACGGAUGACAAGUCGGUUUUACAUUUACAUUUUAGUCAUUUAGCAGACGCUCUUAUCCAGAGCGACUUACAGUUACUGAAUACAUAUUUUUUUAUACUGGCCCCCCGUGGGAAUCGAACCCACAACCCUGGUGUUGCAAACACCAUGCUCUAUCAACUGAGCUACAUCCCUGCCGGCCAUUCCCUCCCCUACCCUGGACAACGCUGGGCCAAUUGUGCGCCGCCCAUGAGUCUCCCGGUCGCGGCCGGCUGCGACAGAGCCUGGAUUCGAACCAGGAUCUCUAGUGGCACAGUUUGCACUGCGAUGCAGCGCCUUAGACCACUGCACCACUCAGGAGCCAGAUUUCCCCUGCCCCUGGUCCUGCCCAUUUGAUAAUGGGCCAUUCUAAAUCUAAACUAAUUGUACAUAUUAGUAAAGACAAGAUUAAAUUGAGAAAAGUCUGAUGGGUGAUAAUAUGAUCACUUGAUGAGAGAACAGCGUGUACAGCCUGAGGCAAGGAACAGAGCACACUUUUUUUUGCGACUUUCUCAAGUCAUCAAUAGCCUAUAAUCGCAUCAUGCAGCCCAUAUAUAUAUAUAUAUAUAUACACUACCAUUCAAAAGUUUGGGGUCACUUAGGAAUGUCCUUGUUUUUGAAAGAAGAGGAAUUUUUUGUCCAUUAAAAUAACAUAAAAUUGAUCAGAAAUAGAGUGUAGACAUUGUUAAUGUUGUAAAUGGCUAUUGUAGCUGGAAAUGGCUGAUUUUUAAUGGAAUAUCUACAUAGGCGUACAGAGGCCCAUUAUCAGCAACCAUCAGUCCUGUGCUCCAAUGGCACGUUGUGUUUGCUAAUCCAAGUUUAUCAUUUUAAAAGGCAAAUUGAUAAUUAGAAAACCCUUUUGCAAUUAUGUUAGCACAGCUGAAAACUGUUGUGCUGAUUAAAGAAGCAAUAAAACUGGCCUUCUUGAGACUAGUUGAGUAUCUGGAGCAUCAGCAAUUCUGGGUUCGAUUACAGGCUCAAAAUGGCCAGAAACAAAUAACUUUAUUCUGAAACUCAUCAGUCUAUUCUUGUUCUGAGAAAUGAAGGCUAUUCCAUGCGAGAAAUUGCCAAGAAACUGAUGAUCUCGUACAACGCUGUGUAUAACUCCCUUCACAGAACAGCGCAAACUGUCUCUAACCAGAAUAGAAAGAGGAGUGGGAGGCCCCGGUGCACAACUGAGCAAGAGGACAAAUACAUUAGAGUGUCUAGUUUGAGAAACAGACGCCUCACAGGUCCUCAACUGGCAGCUUCAUUAAAAAGUACCCGCAAAACACCAGUCUCAACGUCAACAGUGAAGAGGCGACUCCGGGAUGCUGACCUUCUAGGCAGAGUUGCAAAGAAAAAGCCAUAUCUCAGACUGGCCAAUAAAAAGAAAAGAUUAAGAUGGGCAGUCUGAGAUAUGGCUUUUUCUUUGCUGAGUCGUGUCCACAGUGCCAGUCCAGAACAGCUGAUGCAGAUACACCAUGAGCAGGCAAACCCCAAGAACGCUGUGGUCAGUAUCCCCUCCAUCACAUCAGUGGAGGCUCCUCAGAGGAGGAAUAAAAACAGUGAAAUAUUAAAAGUGAUCCUUUUUAGAUAAAACUAUUCUAAAUAUAUUCACGUCACCAAAUAACUGAUUAAAGCACACUGUUUUGCAAUGGUCUCCAGUAGCCUCCGCAGCACACUCUAGGGUAGCACCAUGCUCUAGGGUAGCUCUAGGGUAGCACCAUGCUGUGGCCGGAGGACAGCUAUCAUAUGCAUCAGAGGCUUGUAUGAGUGGAGCCUGGAGAUGCCAAACAUGUUUAUGUUAAUUUACAGUCAAUUACCAUGAGACCAGCAGGCUUUUGCAUGACAAUAACCGGCUGACAACAUGUCAUGACCACCACAGCCCUAGUUCAGACUCUAACCCUCUUCUGUCCAGACUCUAGCCCUCUUCUGUCCAGGGUCUAGCCCUCUUCUGUCCAGACUCUAGCCCUCUUCUGUCCAGGGUCUAGCCCUCUUCUGUCCAGGGUCUAGCCCUCUUCUGUCCAGGGUCUAGCCCUCUUCUGUCCAGGGUCUAGCCCUCUUCUGUCCAGACUCUAGCCCUCUUCUGUCCAGGGUCUAGCCCUCUUCUGUCCAGGGUCUAGCCCUCUUCUGUCCAGGGUCUAGCCCUCUUCUGUCCAGGGUCUAGCCCUCUUACUGUCCAGGGUCUAGCCCUUCUGUCCAGGGUCUAGCCUCUUCUGUCCAGGGUCUAGCCUCUUCUGUCCAGAUCUAGCCUGUUCUGUCAGGUCUAGCCCUCUUCUGUCCAGGGUCUAGCCCUUUCUGUCCAGGGUCUAAUCUACAACCCAUGGAACUAUAGAAUCAGACAGCAGUCUGUUAGAACAUGCCUUUACACAGAGUGAUAGAGGGUCUGUUAGUAGCUGGUGGAUGGGUCUGUUAGUAGCUGGUGGAUGGGUCUGUUAGUAGCUGGUGGAUGGGUUGUUAGUAGCUGGUGAGAUGGGUCUGUUAGUAGCUGGUGAUGGGUCUGUUAGUAGCUGGGAUGGUUGUGCUGUGAUGUCGUAGCUGGUGAUGGGUCUGUUAGUAGCUGGUAGAUGGGUCUGUUAGUAGCUGGUGAUGGGUCUGUUAGUAGCUGGUAGAUGGGUCUGUUAGUAGCUGGUAGAUGGGUCUGUUAGUAGCUGGUAGAUGGGUCUGUUAGUAGCUGGUAGAUGGGUCUGUUAGUAGCUCGUAGAUGGGUCUGUUAGUAGCUGGUGAUGGGUCUGUUAGUAGCUGUAGAUGGGUCUGUUAGUAGCUGGUAGAUGGGUCUGUUAGUAGCUGGUAGAUGGGUCUGUUAGUAGCUGGUAGAUGGGUCUGUUAGUAGCUGGUGAUGGGUCUGUUAGUAGCUGGUAGAUGGGUCUGUUAGUAGCUGGUAGAUGGGUCUGUUAGUAGCUGGUAGAUGGGUCUGUUAGUAGCUGGUGGAUGGGUCUGUUAGUAGCUGGUGAUGGUCUGUUAGUAGCUGGUAGAUGGGUCUGUUAGUAGCUGGUAGAUGGGUCUGUUAGUAGCUGGUAGAUGGGUCUGUUAGUAGCUGGUGGAUGGGUCUGUUAGUAGCUGGUGAUGGGUCUGUUAGUAGCUGGUAGAUGGGUCUGUUAGUAGCUGGUAGAUGGGUCUGUUAGUACUCGUAGGGUUUAAGGGGGGGUCUGUUAGUAGCUGGUGAUGGGUCUGUUAGUAGCUGGUAGAUGGGUCUUGUUAGUAGUGGGAUGGGUCUGUUAGUAGCUGGUAGAUGGGUCUGUUAGUAGCUGGUGGAUGGGUCUGUUAGUAGCUGGUGGAUGGGUAUGUUAGUAGAUGGGGAUGGGUCUGUAGUAGCUGGUGGAUGGGUCUGUGAGGGCUGGUAGAUGGGUCUGUUAGUAGCUGGUAGAUGGGUCUGUUAGUAGCUGGUGGAUGGGUCUGUUAGUAGCUGGUAGAUGGGUCUGUUAGUAGCUGGUAGAUGGGUCUGUUAGUAGCUGGUAGAUGGGCCUUUGAUGCUGCUAUGAAAAUAAUGUAUAGAUGUUGUAUUACCCCUAGUGGUCCACCAGUGUUGUGUAGAUGUUGUAUUACCCCCUAGUGGUCCACCAGUGUAUAGAUGUUGUAUUUCCCCCUAGUGGUCCACCAGUGUAUUGCUCUGUGGAAUCCUUACCUCUCUCCUCCUCAUUCUCUCCCUCUAGUGGCUGGUUCAACGUGCUGAGUCGUGUCCACAGUGCCAGUCCAGAACAGCUGAUGGAGAUACACCAUGAGCAGGCAAACCCCAAGAACGCUGUGGUCAGUAUCCCCUCCAUCACAUCAGGGGAGGCUCCUCAGAGGAGGAAGGGGAGGAAUAAAAACAGUGAAAUAUUAUAAGUGAUCCUUUUUAGAUAAAACUAUUCUAAAUAUAUUCACAUGUCACCAAAUAACUGAUUAAAGCACACUGUUUUGCAAUGGUCUACAGUAGCCUCAACAACCCUCUGUAGGGUAGCACCAUGGUGUAGCCGGAGGACAGCUAUUUUUCGUCCUCCUCUGGGUACAUUGACUUCAAUACAAAACAUAGGAGGCUCAUGUUUCUCACGCCCUUCCAUAGACUUACACAGUAAUUAUGACGACUUCCGGAGGUCGUCCUCCAACCUAUCAGAGCUCUUGCACCAUGAAAUGACAUGUUGUCCACCACAGGAGAUUGGUGGCACCUUAAUUGGGGAGAACAGGCUUGUGGUAAAAACUGGAGCGGGAGAAGUGGAAUGGUAUCAAAUACAUCAAACACAUGGUUUCCAGGGGUUUGAUGCCAUUCCAUUUGCUCCAUUCUGGCCAUUUUCCCCUCAAAAGCCUCCUGUGUCCACCCAAUCAAAGGAUCAGAGAAUAAAUCUAGUACUGAAAGCAUAAGCUACAGCUAGCUAGCACUGCAGUGCAUAAAAUGUGGUGAGUAGUUGACUCAAAGAGAGAGAAAGACAAUAGUUGAACAGUUUUGAACAAAUUAAUUUCUUCAAAAUUAAGAACUGUGAGAGACGGAAUCUAAAACAAAAAUCCAGAAAAUCACAUUGUAUGAUUUUUAAGUAAUUCAUUUGCAUUUUAUUGCAAGUUUCUCACAGUUGAAGUGCACCUAUGAUAAAAAUUACAGACCUCUACAUGCUUUGUAAGUAGGAAAACCUACAAAAUCGGCAGUGUAUCAAAUACUUGUUCUCCCCACUGUAUAAAUUAUGAAAUUAACAGCGACAACAACAACACAUUUCUGUCUGUCUGUCGAUCUGUCUGUCUGUUGUGGUGGAAAUUCUAACCAGAAGAAGAGAGACUGUAGAUUUCUUCAAACACCAACUUUAUUAUAGAAUUUGCAAAAAUUGAGCAAUCAACAAUCACUUAAAUAGUUCAGAGUUGAAAAGCCCAACGAAUAGAGUUGUCUCUCAGCUUUUAUAGAAAGAGUACAUUUUACAUUUACAUUUUAGUCAUUUAGCAGACGCUCUUUUCCAGAGCGACUUACAGUUAGUGAGUGCAUACGUUAUUUAAUUUUUCAUACUGGCCCCCCGUGGGAAUCGAACCCACAACCCUGGCGUUGCAAACGCCAUGCUCUACCAACUGAGCUACAUCCCUGCCGGCCAUUCCCUCCCCUACACUGGACCAAUUGUGCGCCGCCCCAUGGGUCUCCCGGUCGCGGCCGGCUACGACAGAGCCUGGAUUCGAACCAGGAUCUCUAGUGGCACAGCUAGCACCGCGAUGCAGUGCCUUAGACCACUGCGCCACUCGGUAGGCCCGAGUACCACCUCUUUUGUCUACGUGGCAGUUAGUAGAUAUGUGGAAACAGGGGCGGAACAUAGGUUAAAAGGCGAUUGGUUUGUCUGUGCAGAUUAAGAUAGCCCGAGGUUGAUAGCACGAGGGCUCAACCGUCUAACUAUAUUUGUCACAGCUCACACUAUAAUGUGCUCCUUCCUGCAAGUUUCCAUUCAGCUGACUUCCUGCAGAUAGUAAAACCACGGGAUGUCUCCCAUGCUGCAGUCACACCCAAACGGAUCUUAGCUAUACGCCCAGUCUUAUGACUAAGUCACACAAAGACAAGUUUGUAUCAGGUUAGAAACACUAGCAUAUAACCAGAGACAAUUCUCUAAGUAGUAAAACACGGGAUAGCAUGACUAAUUAAUUAAUUAUCCACCAUACUGUCGAUCAAUCAAUCGCCAUCUCUAGGAGUUACAGACUUGCAGUGUUCAUGAUGUUUGACAAUAUGACAAUAUUCUGUAUUCAAAAUAUAUUUGCAGGGAACUGUGGAUGUUGGACUGAUCGACUCUGUGUGCGCCUCAGACAACCCAGACAGACCCAACUCGUUUGUUAUCAUCACUGCUAACCGUGUUAUCCACUGCAACACUGAGAUGCCUGAAGAGAUGCACCACUGGAUCGGCCUGCUGCAGAAACCUAAAGGAGACGCCAGAAUAGACGGACAGGAUUUCCUCGUCAGAGGUUAGUGACAUACUCACCUGUACCCAUACGUACCUGUAUCCAUUCUUACCUGUAUCCAUUCUUACCUGUAUCCAUUCUUAUCCAUACGUACCUGUAUCCAUUCUUACCUGUAUCCAUUCUUACCUGUAUCCAUUCUUAUCCAUACGAACCUGUAUCCAUUCUUAUCGAUACGUACUUGUAUCCAUUCUUAUCCAUACAAACCUGUAUCCAUUCUUAUCCAUUCUUACCUGUAUCCAUUCUUAUCUGUAUCCAUUCUUAUCCAUACGUACCUGUAUCCAUUAUCGAUACGUACUUGUAUCCAUUCUUAUCCAUACAAACCUGUAUCCAUUCUUAUCCAUUCUUACCUGUAUCCAUUCUUAUCUGUAUCCAUUCUUACCCAUACGUACCUGUAUCCAUUCUUAUCGAUACAUACUUGUAUCCAUUCUUAUCCAUACAACCUGUAUCCAUUCUUAUCCAUUCUUACCUGUAUCCAUUCUUAUCCAUUCUUACCUGUAUCCAUUCUUAUCCAUUCUUACCUGUAUCCAUUCUUAUCCAUUCUUACCUGUAUCCAUUCUUAUCCAUUCUUACCUGUAUCCAUUCUUAUCCAUUCUUACCUGUAUCCAUUCUUAUCCAUUCUUACCUGUAUCCAUUCUUACCCAUACGUACCUGUAUCCAUUCUUAUUGAUACGUACUUGUAUCCAUUCUUAUCUGUAUCCAUUCUUAUCCAUACGUACCUGUAUCCAUUAUCGAUACGUACUUGUAUCCAUUCUUAUCCAUACAAACCUGUAUCCAUUCUUAUCCAUUCUUACCUGUAUCCAUUCUUAUCUGUAUCCAUUCUUACCCAUACGUACCUGUAUCCAUUCUUAUCGAUACAUACUUGUAUCCAUUCUUAUCCAUACAACCUGUAUCCAUUCUUAUCCAUUCUUACCUGUAUCCAUUCUUAUCCAUUCUUACCUGUAUCCAUUCUUAUCCAUUCUUACCUGUAUCCAUUCUUAUCCAUUCUUACCUGUAUCCAUUCUUAUCCAUUCUUACCUGUAUCCAUUCUUAUCCAUUCUUACCUGUAUCCAUUCUUACCCAUACGUACCUGUAUCCAUUCUUAUCCAUUCUUACCUGUAUCCAUUCUUAUCUGUAUCCAUUCUUAUCCAUACGUACCUGUAUCCAUUAUCGAUACGUACUUGUAUCCAUUCUUAUCCAUACAAACCUGUAUCCAUUCUUAUCCAUUCUUACCUGUAUCCAUUCUUAUCUGUAUCCAUUCUUACCCAUACGUACCUGUAUCCAUUCUUACCUGUAUCCAUUCUGACCCAUAAUUACCUGUAUGGUGUCUGUAAGGUGAUAUUACACUGGGCAGUACUUGAGCAAAAAGUGGAGUUACCCUUUUGAAAAAGAUUAUCUUAUAAUAGAUAUGCCAAUGUCUCCUGAGUGGCGCAGUGGUCUAAGGCACUGCAUCGCAGUGCUAACUGUGCCACUAGAGAUCCUGGUUCGAAUCCAGGCUCUGUCGCAGCCGGCCGUGACCGGGAGACUCAUGGGCGGCGCACAAUUGGCCCAGCGUCGUCCAGGGUAGGGGAGGGAAUGGCCGGCAGGGAUGUAGCUUAGUUGAUAGAGCAUGGCAUUUGCAAUGCCAGGGUUGUGGGUUCGAUUCCCACGGGGGGCCAGUAUAAAAAAAAAAAAAUGUAUUCACUAACUGUAAGUCGCUCUGGAUAAGAGCGUCUGCUAAAUGACUAAAAUGUAAAUGUAAUAUACUGUAUCAUUAUUUCUACAGUCAGUUUGUGGUCUGUUCUCAGUACGGGACAUAACCUUAGUGUCCUCAUAGUUAACCCUUCUCUCUCUCUUCCCAGGUUGGCUACACAAGGAGAUCAGGGCUAAGAGCACUAAUCUGAAGCUGAAGAAGAGAUGGUUUGUUUUAACCUCGAACUCUCUGGACUACUACAAGUCUUCAGAGCGCAGUAUGUCCAAGCUGGGGACCCUGGUCCUCAACAGUCUCUGCUCUGUGGUCCAGCCCGACGAGAAGGUCUUCAAGGACACAGGUAGGUAGAGACAGAGAAUACGACUCUGGUCAAAAGUAGUGUGCUAUGUAGGCAGUAAGGUUCCAUUUAGGAGAGUAGUGGUCUGUGCUGCACAAUGCAUUUCUAGCCUGGUCCCAGAUGUGUUUUUGCUGUCUUGCCAUCUCCUAUUAGUCACAAUGACCAUAGGAGUUGUCAAGACAACACAAACACAUCUGGGACCAGGCUAAUGCAUUCCAUCAAGUAUGUAUCUGUCCACCAUAUCAUCACAUAUAUACAGUGCCUUCGGAAAGUAUUCAGACCCCUUGACCUUUUCCACAUUCUGUUACGUUACAGCCUUAUUCUACAAUGGAUUAAAUAAAUAAAAAUCCUCAGCAGUCUAUACACAAUACCCCGUAAUAACAAAGCGAAAACAGGUUUUUAGAAACUUUUGCUAAUUCACUAAAAGUAAAAAACAGAAAUACCUUAGUUACAUAAGUAUUCAGACCCUUUGCUAUGAGACUCGAAAUUGAGCUCAGGUGCAUCCUGUUCCCAUUGAUCAUUCUUCAGAUGUUUCUACAACUUGAUUGGAGUCCUCUGUGGUAGAUUCAAUUGAUUGGACAUGAUUUGGAAAGGCACACACCUGUCUAUAUAAGGUCCCACAGUUGACAGUGCAUGUCAGAGCAAAAACCAAGCCAUGAGGUCGAAGGAAUUGUCCUUGGAGCUCCGAGAAAAAAAUGUCUGCAGCAUUGAAGGUCCCCAAGAACACAGUGGCCUCCAUCAUUCUUGAAUGGAAGAACUUUGGAACCACCAAGUCUCCUCCUAUAGCUGGCCACCCGGCCAAAUGGAGCAAACGGGGGAGAAGGGCCUUGGUCAGGGAGGUGACCAAGAACCCGAUGGUCACUCUGACAGAGCUCUAGAGUUCCUCUGUGGAAAUGGGAGAACCUUCCAGAAGGACAACCAUCUCUGCAGCACUCCACCAAUCAGGCCUUUAUGGUGAAGUGGCCAGACGGAAGCCACUCCUCAGUAAAAGGCACAUGACAGCCCACUUGGAGUUUGCCAAAAGGCACCUAAAGACUCUCAGACCAUGAAAAACAAGAUUCUCUGGUCUGAUGAAACCAAGAUUGAACUCUUUGGCCUGAAUGCCAAGCAUCACGUCUGGAUAAAACCUGGCACCAUCCCUAUGGUGAAGCAUGGUGGUGGCAGCAUCAUGCUGUGGGGAUGUUUUUCAGCGGCAGGGACUGGGAGACUAGUCAGGAUCGAGGGAAAGAUGAACGGAGCAAAGUACAGAGCGAUCCUUGAUGAAAACCUGCUCCAGAGCGCUCAGGACAUCAGACUGGGGCGAAGGUUCACUUUCCAACAGCACAACAACCCUAAGCACACAGCCAAGACAACGCAGGAGUGGCUUCGGGACAAAGUCUCUGAAUGUCCUUGAGUGGCCGAGCCAGAGCCCGGACUUGAACCUGAUCAAACAUCUCUGGAGAGACCUGAAAAUAGUUGUGCAGCGACGCUCCCCAUCCAACCUGACAGAUCUUGAGAGGAUCUGCAGAGAGGAAUGGGAGAAACUCCCCAAAUAGGUGUGCCAAGCUUGUAGCAUCAUACCCAAGAAGACUCGAGGCUGUAAUCGCUGCCAAAGGUGCUUCAACAAAGUACUGAGUAAAUGGUCUGAAAACGUAUGUAAAUGUGAUUUUUCCGUUUUUUAUUUUUAAUACAUUUGCAAACAUUUCUAAAAAACUGUUUUUGCUUUGACAUCAUGGGGUAUUGUGUGUAGAUUGAUGAGGGGAAAAAACGAUUUAAUGAAUUUUAGAAUAAGGCUGUAACUUAACAAAAUGUGGAAAAAGUCAAGGGGUCUGAAUACUUUCCGAAGGCACUGUAGAUAUAUAUCACCCUAAGAAUGCUGUGCUAUCCUACUACUUGAAUGCUACUUGAAUCACUCAGUAUGUGUCAAAAUAGUGAACUACAUAGGAAAAAGGGUGCCAUUUUUUUUUUGUGAUGCAAAAUCUUAAACUUCCUUCCUGUCUCUCCCCCCCAGGUUACUGGAGCAUCGUCGUCCACGGCCGUAAACACUCGUACCACCUCUACACCAAACUACUGAACGAGGCUAUGCGCUGGGCGUCGGCCAUGCAGGGGGUUAUCGACAGCAAGGUUCCCAUAGAGACACCCACACAGCAACUCAUCAGGGACAUCAAGGUACAGCCAAUCACCAGCCUGCAUACUGAGAUGUGGUCAUUUUAUGUCAGAUGAAGCCUGGUCCCAGAUCUGUUUGUCCUAUCUUGCCAACUUCUAUGUCAUUGUUAUAUUGUGCCUACAGAGAGAGGGACCAGGCUCAAGAGAUGCUAGUGAUGAUGAAGGAAAUAGAGGCAUACCUCUGACUUUUGACCUGUAACCCCUGACCUUUGUCCCCCCCAGGAGAGCAGUCUGAACGUGGAGGCUGUGGAACAGAUGUACUGGAGGAACCCUAUCCUCAGAUAUACCCAGCACCCCCUCCACUCCCCCCUGCUGCCUCUACCUUACGGGGAGGUCAACAUCCACCGUGAGUUGUUCACCUAUAAGACUACAGCUAGUUUAUAUUUUACACUGCAAGGACUUGAUUUACUUAUUUUAGCUCCUAGUGGAGCAAAGGGUCUCAAGCAUAUAGUUGACUACAAUUGUAUCAACCAUUCUGCUAGAAAUUAAAUGCGUAAAGCAGUGACCACCGUAACUCUCUCUUUCUCUUUCACUCUCUCUCUCUCUCUCUCUCCCCUCCCUCUCUCCACAGUCCAAAAGGAGAAGGGCUAUGCCAGCCUGCAGGACGAGGCAGUGAAGAUCUUCAACUCUCUGCAGGAGAUGGAGGCAGUGUCCGACCCGGUCCCGAUCAUCCAGGGCAUCCUCCAGACCUGCCACGACCUGCGCCUGCUCCGAGACGAGGUCUACUGCCAGCUCAUCAAACAGACCAAUCACGUGCCUCAGCCCAACAGCUCAGCCAAUCGUGCCCACUGGCACCUCCUCACCUGUAUGAGCUGUACCUUCCUGCCCAGCCGGGGCAUCGUGCGCUACCUCAGGUUCCACCUUAAAAGGUACUUUUACCUCAGGUUCCACCUUAAAAGGUACUUUUACCUCAAGUACCACCGUAAAAGGUACUUUUACCACAAGUUCCAACUUAAAGGGUACUUUUACCUCAGGUUCCACCUCAAAGGGUACUUUUACCACAAGUUCCACCUUAAAAGGUACUUUUACCUCAAGUUCUAUGCAUAUAACAUUUCAAAACGCAAUUGCUGGGAAAACACAGCGUUGGACGCUUCAUCCCCUUGUCCCUGUUGAAGAGAGGAGGGUCUCAGCUUUCUGUAGGUAUAUAUUUUUUCUCAACUCUCAAAAUUCAGCUCAAUAGCAACUAUUUUAAAACCAAGAUAUUUGAUAUGACUUAAAUUGGCUUUGAGAUAUGGAGCGGCGCACGUGAAAAAUGCGCACUGGCCUGUACAGCGCCUUGCAAAAGUAUUCAUCCCCCUUGCCGUUUUUCCUAUUUUGUUGCAUUACAACCUGUAAUUUAAAUGGAUUUUUAUUUGGAUUUCAUGUAAUGGACAGACACAAAAUAGUCCAAAUUGGUGAAGUGAAAUUAAAAAAAUAACUUGUUUCAAAACACCUGUUCUGAAAGGCCCCAGAGUCUGCAACACCACUAAGCAAGGGGCACCAUGAAGACCAAGGAGCUCUCCAAACAGGUCAGGGACAAAGUUGUGGAGAAGUACAGAUCAGGGUUGGUUUAUAAAAAAAUAUCAGAAACUUUGAACAUCCCACGGAGCACCAUUAAAUCCAUUAUUAAAAAAUGGAAAGAAUAUGGCACCACAACGAACCUGCCAAGAGAGGGCCGCCCACCAAAACUCACGAACCAGUCAAGGAGGGCAUUAAUCAGAGAGGCAAAAAAGACACCAAAGAUAACCCUGAAGGAGCUGCAAAGCUCCACAGCGGAGAUUGGAGUAUCUGUCCAUAGGACCACUUUAAGCCGUACACUCCACAGAGCUGGGCUUUACGGAAGAGUGGCCAGAAAAAAGCCAUUGCUUAAAUAAAAAAAAUAAGCAAACACGUUUGGUGUUUGCCAAAAGGCAUGUGGGAGACUCCCCAAACAAAUGGAAGAAGGUACUCUGGUCAGAUGAGUCUAAAAUUGAGCUUUUUGGCCAUCAAGGAAAACGCUAUGUCUGGAGCAAACCCAACACCUCUCAUCAACCUGAGAACACCAUCCCCACAGUGAAGCAUGGUGGUGGCAGCAUCAUGCUGUGAGGAUGUUUUUCAUCGGCAGGGACUGGGAAGCUGGUCAGAAUUGAAGGAAUGAUGGAUGGCGCUAAAUACAGGGAAAUUCUUGAGGGAAACCUGUUUCAGUCUUCCAGAGAUUUGAGACUUGGACGGAGGUUCACCUUCCAGCAGGACAAUGACCCUAAGCAUACUGCUAAAGCAACACUCGAGUGGUUUAAGGGGAAACAUUAAGAUAUAUUGGAAUGGCCUAGUCAAAGCCCAGACCUCAAUCCAAUUGGGAAUCUGUGGUAUGACUUAAAGAUUGCUGUACACCAGCGGAACCCAUCCAACUUGAAGGAGCUGGAGCAGUUUUGCCUUGAAGAAUGGGCAAAAAUCCCAGUGGCUAGAUGUGCCAAGCUUAUAGAGACAUACCCCAAGAGACUUGCAGCUGUAAUUGCUGCAAAAGGUGGCUCUACAAAGUAUUGACUUUGGUGGGGGUGAAUAGUUAUGCACGCUCAAGUUGUCUGUUUUGUUGUCUUAUUUUCUUGUUUGUUUCACGAUAAAAAAUAUUUUGCAUCUUCAAAGUGGUAGGCAUGUGGUGUUAAUCAAAUGAUACAACCCCCCAAAAAUUCCAGGUUGUAAGGCAACAAAAUAGGAAAAAUGGCAAGUGGGGUGAAUACUUUCACAAGCCACUAUAGGACUCCUAUAACUGCACGUUUCUUUAGGACAUUCAACUUACUGUUGGAUGAAUGCAUGGCUACUAGCAGUGCGUAUUAUAUUUACUGUAAUUCAUGUUUCCACUUCCUCAGGUGGUGAAUCCCAACUUAAUUAGCCUAUGAUAUUAGUUAGUGUACAUAAAGAUGUAUGUAAUUCAUCUCUAUUGAACAAAAAAAAUCUGGAAAUUCUGGAGUCCUUUUUUGACUGUCAAAUAUGAUUUAUCUAUUUUUUUAAUUUUUUUAUUUAACCAGGUAAGCCAGUUGAGAACAAGUUCUCAUUUACAACUGCGACCUGGCCAAGAUAAAGCAAAGCAGUGCGAUAAAAACAACAACACAGAGUUACAUAUGGGGUAAAACAAAACAUAAUGUCAAAAAUACAACAGAAAAUCUAUAUACAGUGUGUGCAAAUGUAGCAAGUUAUGGAGGUAAGGCAAUAAAUAGGCCAUAGUGCAAAAUAAUUACAAUUGAGUAUUAACACUGGAGUGAUAGAUGUGCAGAAGAUGAUGUGCAAAUAGAGAAACUGGGGUGCAAAUGAGCAAAAUAAAUAACAAUAUAGGGAUGAGGUAGUUGGGUGCGCUAAUUUCAGAUGGGCUGUGUACAGGUGCAGUGAUCGGUAAGGUGCUCUGACAACUGAUGCUUAAAGUUAGUGAGGGAGAUAAGAGUCUCCAGCUUCAGAGAUUUUUGCAAUUCGUUCCAGUCAUUGGCAGCAGAGAACUGGAAGGAAUGGCGGCCAAAGGAGGUGUUGGCUUUGGGGAUGACCAGUGAGAUAUACCUGCUGGAGCGCAGACUACGGGUGGGUGUUGCUAUGGUGACCAAUGAGCUAAGAUAAGACCGGGAUUUGCCUAGCAGUGAUUUAUAGAUGACCUGGAGCCAGUGGGUUUGGCGACGAAUAUGUAGUGAGGGCCAGCCAACAAGAGCGUACAGGUCACAGUGGUGGGUAGUGUAUGGGGCUUUGGUGACAAAACGGAUGGCACUGUGAUAGACUACAUCCAAUUUUCUGAGUAGGGUGUUGGAGGCUAUUUUGUAAAUGACAUCGCCGAAGUCAAGGAUCGGUAGGAUAGUCAGUUUUACGAGGGCAUGUUUGGCAGCAUGAGUGAAGGAGGCUUUGUUGCGAAAUAGGAAGCCGAUUCUAGAUCUAACUUUUGAUUGGAGAUGCUUAAUGUGAGUCUGGAAGGAGAGUUUACAGUCUAACCAGACACCUAGGUAUUUGUAGUUGUCCACAUACUCUAGGUCAGACCCGCCGAGAGUAAUGAUUCUAGUCGGGUGGGCGGGUGCAAGCAGCGUUCGGUUGAAGAGCAUGCAUUUAGUUUUACUAGUGUUUAAGAGCAGUUGGAGGCUACGGAAGGAGUGUUGUAUGGCAUUGACGCUCGUUUGGAGGUUUGUUAACACAGUGUCCAAUGAAGGGCCAGAUGUAUACAAAAUGGUGUUGUCUGCGUUGAGGUGGAUCUGAGAGUCACCAGCAGCAAGAGCGGCAUCAUUGAUAUACACAGAGAAUAGAGUCGGACCGAGAAUUGAACCCUGUGGCACCCCCAUAGAGACUGCCAGAGGUCCAGACAACAGGCCCUCCGAUUUGACACAUUUAACUCUAUCUGAGAAGUAGUUGGUGAACCAGGCGAGGCAGUCAUUAAAGAAACCAAGGCUAUUUAGUCUGCCAAUAAGAAUGCGGUGGUUGACAGAGUCGAAAGCCUUGGCCAGGUCGAUGAAGACGGCUGCACAGUACUGUCUUUUAUCGAUCGCGUUAAUAAUAUCGUUUAGGACCUUGAGCAUGGCUGAGGUGCACCCAUGACCAGCUUGGAAACCGGAUUGCAUAGCGGAGAAGGUACGGUGGGAUUCGAAAUGGUCGGUGAUCUGUUUGUUAACUUGGCUUUCAAAUAGUUUCGAAAGGCAGGGCAGGAUGGAUAUAGGUCUGUAACAGUUUGGAUCUAGAGUGUCACCCCCUUUGAAGAGGGGGAUGACCGCGGCAGCUUUCCAAUCUCUGGAGAUCUCAGAUGAUACGAAAGAGAGGUUGAACAGGCUAGUAAUAGGGGUUGCUACAAUUUCGGCUGCUAAUUUUAGAAAGAAAGGGUCCAGAUUGUCUAGCCCAGCUGAUUUGUAGGGGUCCAGAUUGUGCAGCUCUUUCAGAACAUCUGCUGUCUGAAUUUGAGUGAGGGAGAAGCAGGGGGGGUAUGGGCAAGUUGCAGCGGAGGGUGCAGAGCUGGUGGCCGGGGUAGUGGUAGCCAGGUGGAAAGCAUGGCCAGCCGUAGCAAAAUGCUUGUUGAAAUUCUCGAUUAUUGUAGAUUUAUCGUGGUGACAGUGUUUCCUAGCCUCAGUGCAGUGGGCAGUUGGGAGGAGGUGCUCUUAUUCUCCAUGGACUUUACAGUGUCCCAAAACUUUUUGGAGUUAACUAUAGUCUAAUUGUCAACCCAAAAUUCAUGACAAUCAGUGGAUUAGGUUGCACAUCAAAAUAUAUGGAAUCAUGCAUUCUUGCUUGGAAAUGUUAGAUGAAACAACUUAUUUAUUGAAUACCCCAGUAGUCUAUUUCUUACACUUAUCAAAUCAAAUCAAAUGUUAUUGGUCACAUACACAUAUUUAGCAGAUGUUUUGCGGGUGUAGCGAAAUGCUUGUGUUCCUAGCUCCAACAGUGCAGUAGUAUCUAACAAUUCACAACAAUACACACACAUCUAAAAGUAAAAGAAUGGAAUUAAGAAAUACAUAAAUAUUAGGAUGAGCAAUGUCGGAAUGGCAUUGACUAGAAUACAGUAGAGAAUGCAGUAUAUACAUAUGAAAUGAGUAAAACUGUAUGUAAACAUUAUUAAAGUGGCCAGUGUUCCAUUAUUAAAGUGGCCAGUGAUUCCAUGUCUAUGUACAUAGGGCAGCAGCCUCUAAGGUGCAGGGUUGAGUAGCCGGGGGGUAGCCGGCUAGUGGUGGCUAUUUAACAGUCUGAUGGCCUUGUGAUAGAAGGUGUUUUUCAGCCUCUCUGUGCCAGCUUUGAUGCACCUGUACUGACCUCGCCUUCAGGAUGAUAGCGGGGUGAACAGGCCGUGGCUCGGGUGGUUGAUGUCCUUGAUUAUCUUUUUGGCCGUCCUGUGACAUUGGGUGCUGUAGGUGUCCUGGAGGGCAGGUAGUUUGCCCCCGGUGAUGCGUUGGGCAGACCACACCACCCUUUGGAGAGCCCUGUGGUUGCGAGCGGUGCAGUUGCCGUACCAGGCGGUGAUACAGCCCGACAGGAUGCUCUCAAUGGUGCAUCUGUAAAGGUUUGUGAGGGUCUUAGGGGCCAAGCCGAUUUCUUCAGCCUCCUGAAGAUUGUGGGUGAUGUGUACGCCGAGGAACUUGAAGCUUUUCACCUUCUCCACUGCGGUCUUGUCGAUGUGGAUAGGGGCAUGCUCUCUCUGCUGUCUCCUGAAGUCCACGAUCAUCUCCUUUGUUUUGUUGACGUUGAGGGAGAGGUUAUUUUCCUGGCACCACACUCCCAGAGCCCUCACCUCCUCCCUGUAGGCUGUCUCGUCAUUGUUGGUAAUCAGGCCUACUACUGUUGUGUCAUCUGCAAACCUGAUGAUUGAGUUGGAGGCGUGCUUGGCCACGCAGUCAUGGGUGAACAGGGAGUACAGGAGGGGGUUGAGCACACACCCUUGUGGGGCCCCAGUGUUGAGGAUCAGCGAAGUGGAGAUGUUGUUUCCUACCUUCACCACCUGGGGGCGGCCCAUCAGGAAGUCCAGGACCCAGUUGCACAGGGCGGGGUUCAGACACAGGUCCUUGAGCUUAAUGAUGAGCUUGGAGGGUACUAUGGUGUUGAAUGCUGAGCUAUAGUCAAUGAACAGCAUGCAGUGCGAUGGCGAUUGCAUCAUCUGUGGAUCUAUUGGGGCGGUAUGCAAAUUGAAGUGGGUCUAGGGUGACAGGUAAGGUAGAGGUGAUAUGAUCCUUAACUAGCUUCUCGAAGCAACUAGCUUCUUUAUGAUGACAGAGGUGAGUGCUACAGGGCGAUAGUCAUUUAGUUCAGUUACCUUUGCUUUCUUGGGUACAGGAACAAUGGUGGCCAUCUUGAAGCAAGUGGGGACAGCAGACUGGGAUAGGGAGAGAUUGAAUAUGUCCGUAAACAAUCCAGCCAGCUGGUCUGCGCAUGCUCUGAGGACGCGGCUAGGGAUGCCGUCUGGGCCGGCAGCCUUGUAAGGGUUAACGCGCUUUAAUGUCUUACUCACAUCGGGAACGCAGAACGAGAGCACACAGUCCUCGGGAGCAGGCCGCGUCGGUGGCACUGUGUUAUCCUCAAAACGGGUAGGUUUUAAUAGUGGGAACACGUGUCCGUGUUCAAAUUCAACAUCAAUGUUAUUCUCAGAGCCUCAAGAGGAAUGUGUUCCCUUCCUAUAGCUUCUAGUUAGCAGAAUGUGUUCCCUUCCUAUAGCUUCUAGUUAGCAGAAUGUGUUCCCUUCCUAUAGCUUCUAGUUAGCAGAAUGUGUUCCCUUCCUAUAGCUUCUAGUUAGCAGAAUGUGUUCCCUUCCUAUAGCUUCUAGUUAGCAGAAUGUGUUCCCUUCCUAUAGCUUCUAGUUAGCAGAAUGUGUUCCCUUCCUAUAGCUUCUAGUUAGCAGAAUGUGUUCCCUUCCUAUAGCUUCUAGUUAGCAGAAUGUGUUCCCUUCCUAUAGCUUCUAUUUAGCAGAAUGUGUUCCCUUCCUAUAGCUUCUAGUUAGCAGAAUGUGUUCCCUUCCUAUAGCUUCUAGUUAGCAGAAUGUGUUCCCUUCCUAUAGCUUCUAGUUAGCAGAAUGUGUUCCCUUCCUAUAGCUUCUAGUUAGCAGUAUGUGUUCCCUUCCUAUAGCUUCUAGUUAGCAGAAUGUGUUCCCUUCCUAUAGCUUCUAGUUAGCAGAAUGUGUUCCCUUCCUAUAGCUUCUAGUUAGCAGAAUGUGUUCCCUUCCUAUAGCUUCUAGUUAGCAGAAUGUGUUCCCUUCCUAUAGCUUCUAGUUAGCAGUAUGUGUUCCCUUCCUAUAGCUUCUAGUAAAAAGUGCCGUAUUUUCUAUGAUUGAUUUGUAUGCUCAUCCUCCACCUCAGUAACCCUCUGCCUGUUUGUGUGUUCUUCUCCAGGGUGAAGGAGCAGUUUCCUGGAACAGAGGUGGACAUGUUUGCCCAUUUCAUAGGUGAGUCUCUGAAGAGGACCAAGGUCAGGGAGUAUGUUCCGUCUCAGGAGGAGAUCGUAGCCCUACUGACCAGGCAGGAAAUGGCUACUACGGUCUAUUGCCACGGAGGAGGAUCCUGCAAGAUCUCCAUCAACUCACACACCACCGCCGGAGAGGUAACUAAUGCUGCUCUGCUCUGACGCGCUGUUCUGUCGUAUGUCCAGUUCUGUGGAUUAUACAAGAAAAAGUAUGUUUUCCACAAGGAGUAGUAGCUGUAAAAAUACAGGAAUUUUUGCCAGGGGCAAUCCAUACAUCAACUUUCUCCACCCCCUUCUCCACCCCCCUCCCUCAGCUGUUUAGUGGCGGGGUGUCAGUUUAGUUGUUUUUUAAAUCCCAGAUUGCCCCUUUAAGUAUCUCUGUGUGCUUUGCGGUGUCCAGGUGGUUAGGUUUAGUCAGAUGUCUUAUUGUCCCUCUGUCCUGCCUGUCCCCAGGUGGUGGAGAAGUUGAUCCGAGGCCUGGCCAUGGAGGACAGUAGAAACAUGUUUGCCCUGUUUGAACACAACAACGCUAUGGACCGGGCUGUGGAGAGCAGAGUCAUCGUGGCU